Molecule: messenger RNA, 3046 nt
Organism: Physcomitrium patens
Lineage: Eukaryota; Viridiplantae; Streptophyta; Bryopsida; Funariales; Funariaceae
Biological process (GO): regulation of DNA-templated transcription; DNA-templated transcription initiation
Molecular function (GO): DNA-binding transcription factor activity
Source: RefSeq, a predicted model, not a curated record
UUGCUCCUCGGUUUCUACGCCCUCCGUUGCAGCACCUCGCUGUCUCCGCUGGCAUUCGCUCGGAUGUGUCAUUCCCCUGCUUCUGAUUCUCUUUCAGGAGUUGGGGUUGAUCCUUGAUGCCCAGAGGAAAGCAAAGAGGCUGCGAAGGGCGAGUCUGAGUAGAACAAGACAGCGAUGCCUCGACAAUGAGCAUGGUUUGUUCAGAAGUUGCACCACAGCAGACGGAACUCACCUGCGAGGUGUGGUGAUAGCAUCAGCUGGUAGGGAGACCGGGCCAGAUAUCUGCCUUCGAUCGAUACAGCUCUGCAAGCAUAGGCGGAAAUGGGAGGUGGAACAGAACGGGAGGUCCAGAGAUUGGGAUGUUGAUAGCAGUACGGGCAAAAAAAUCGGGCUGGCGAACGAAUUGGGUAGAACUAUUGUGAUGUUGUAGGGUGAUUCGGCAUGGUUGCUGGCUAAUGGUUUGGACGGAAGACGCGAGAGUUUUAGAAGUUGGCGGUCAUGGCGGGCAGAUUCGUAUCGUAAUGUGGCGGUGACUGGGAGUGGGAGUGGUAACAGGAGUGAAAGUAUUGUGAAAUCUUUGCUUUAUGGUCUUGUUUACGUGAGUCCUAUAUGCGAAACGUUGCACAGAGGAGAGGAUUUGCAGGCGCGCACGAAUGCCUUUGAAUGCUCGAGAUGGUGGUUUGUCCAGAGAUGUUGCAAAUGUGACUUCAGUUGUCUGUUCGAGGUUUAGCCCGGUGCCUGGGAUUAAGGGUUUUUUCAGUGGAAGGCACCAACGGCUGGUGGGAGAAGACAGCAAUCGCAUUCGUAAUUGCCAAGACUCGGAGCGGAGAGACAGGGGCGGCGUGAGUUGUGACUCGGUUUCGGGAAGCAUAUGGUUCAGUGGGGAGUUUCGAAUGUUAAGUCGGACCUGCACGUCGAAGCAUCACGAUAUCUGUCACACCCACGACCAUCUUAGUGGAAUGGGCGAUUUUCAUGCUGUGAGCUCUUGGGGAGAUGGAGUGGGUCAUGCGCAGUGGUUGGAGUUAUGCAUAGCUGGCGUGCGAGUAGUUGGUGGUGCCAUAAGGCUUUGAUGAAGUUGUUACUUCGGCAUCGAUGCGUAUGCGGCCUUGUAGAAUCUCGAUGCAGCUCCAGCUAAGCGUUGCCUGGGGUUUUGGAUGUGGUGCGUGUUGGUGAAGCAGAAGAGAUCCCACGCAAAUAAUUUUUGAGGAUUGGUUCGCUCAAUUCUGGGCCUGAGGUGAUCUAUUUUGGAUGACUUCUAUACUCGAGCACCUUCUAGUGGCAUUUAAGUCAAGGAGAGGGAGUUAACAAAAGGAUUGCAUUUGUAGUUCCUGAUUACUAUGUCAUCUGAGGUUUGGCGCGCGACAGAGUUGAGCACCAAAGUCUCAGCUUCAUCAUGCUUGCCAGCACUACAGCGCACUGUUCGAAGAAAUGUCGAUUUUGGCGGCAAAUUAUGGACUACACGCCGGUAUCCUCUCUGUCGGCAAGUUGUAGCCUUCGAUAGUGGUUCUGAUCAGGCUUUAUCACAUGACCAAUCAGUAAGAAGGUCCACAUUAAACGACGCACAGAAGUGCCAGGGUUGGUACUUUGGUGCUAGUGAUAAAUUUGACAAGAGAGGCAGCUCUGUUAAAAACCUCCUCUCUGAAAAUGCUACUUCAGCACAGUCUCGACUUAUCAAUCAUGAAAUUGCUAGUUCUCCUUUUUCUGGAAAACGCUCUGGAGUGAGCGAGGCGGAGCUAGGUACUGAAGCAAGAUCAUUGUACCCUCGGUCAAGAAGUGCUGGUGGUCGACCACCUUUAACAGAUCAUGAGGAAGCUGAGUACGUAUCACACGUGCAGGAUUUACUCGCACUGGAGGCUAAGAAUGUGGAAUUGGAAGAGCAGCUUGGGCGGGUACCAACUGUGCAGGAAUGGGCCGAUGCUGUUGGCAUUUCUGUUUUUGCCCUUUACGCCAGAGUGGGGAGAGGACGGGCAUCUCAAAGAAAGAUGGUCGAAGCAAACACUCGGCUUGUUCAUUCAGUGGCACAACAAUUCCAUGGGCGGGGAUUAUCGCAUGAUGAGCUUUGUCAACAAGGGUAUAUUGGACUUUUGAAAAGCUCAGAGAAGUUCGAUCGCACACGAAGCACAAAAUUCUCUUCUUAUGCUUUCUUUGGGGUGAAGAAUCAAAUGCGUAUUGCAUCUGAGAAGUUCGGUCGUGAGUUGAGGAUAGGCCAAACGGUCUAUGCAAAUAUUUCAAAACUAUUGGGACAUAAGGAUGACUUCGUUAUUGAGCAUGGAAGACAACCCACAUCUGAUGAACUUAAGAAUAUCGCAAAAAUGAGUGCAAAAAAAAUACGCGAAACGUUUCGGACUAUGCCGUUCGUGAAGUCAUUGGAAGCUUCAGAAGCUGGUUCAUCCGAAAGUAGCAUUCGUGGCGGAAAGCACUAUUUGCAGCAGUUAACAGACCACUCUUUUACAUGUAAUCCUUGGGCGUUUUUACGUGAUGGAGAACAAAAGACUGAAGUCAUUCGAGUACUAUCUUCACUUACGCCUCAUCAACAAGAAGUUAUGCAUCUGCGCUAUGGACUUGGGGGCCACCCUCCACUGUUGAGAUCUGAGGUAGCCUUAGUGUUGGGAGUUUCUUCGACAGCGGUACUGUGCACUGAGAAGAGAGCGUUGGACAGAUUGCGCGAACUUGCUUUAGAAGAGGGACUAUUGAACUACCUAAAUGACAGUUUCUGGAACUGAUGAAGCACUUUUCAUGGAGAGAUAGAGUUAUGCCAACUUAACGAGUUUCCAGGGUUAGCUUGCUGCACUUGUGUUCCAUUGUACCAUCAGCUACCAUAUGAUCAGGUGACCACAGGUUCUGAAGACGUGAUUUCAAGCAUGUUCGUGUUAGGACAUUGCUAAGAAUGCCCAACAGUUGCAGCAGCCUAGUUGACAUUGAUGAAAUUCUUAAAGGUCUAAUUAGGCAAUUUUAUUUUUUUUUACCUAUUUUCAAUUUUUAAUUUUUAAUUGACAGUAUAUAUAUAUAUAUAUAUAUAUAUAUAUGUUGUCAUCUCAUCUACGUU